Molecule: messenger RNA, 1140 nt
Organism: Colletotrichum gloeosporioides
Lineage: Eukaryota; Fungi; Ascomycota; Sordariomycetes; Glomerellales; Glomerellaceae
Exons: 3
Coding region: 1-1140 (379 amino acids)
Source: RefSeq, a predicted model, not a curated record
AUGGCGAGCCUGGGUCGUUCAUUCAAGCCACCAGCCUAUUUCUCACGGACGAGACGGCCAGCAAUGCCUGGACGGACCUUGUCCAAUUCUUCAGACGUGUCGGUGGCCUCUGCCAGCUCUCGAUCUGACGACCACUGCGACCUGCUGAUGUCUGGACUCAACACGCCGGCGCAAGAGAAGACGGGAUUUGAUAGUCUCAAGUUGACGACGGCGCCAGAAUUAUGCUCCCCGAGAGGCAACAGUCGCCCAAUUACUAUUGAGCUGCCGCAUUCCCUUCGGAAGAUCAAUUCCGCACCUACGCACACACCGCCUGAACCGUUGUCUGCCCGCGGAGACGUUCCUGGUGGCUACUUUCCGCUACACGAAGAUCCGAAAGCCCGAAUCCAUCGUACUCACCCCUUUCAUGCCGACGGCGGUCCGCUCCGACACCACUCUGUCUGCCUGACACGCGAUUCCUCCUCACACGUCGAGCCUCACGGCACACCUUUACCCAUACUCAUGGCGCCAUCAACCCACCUGUCGCCCUCGAUGGCUCUUGAAUCCGAUCCGUCACGAUCCAACACUCCCGUCGCCUCGUAUCUACCCAGCGGCAUACACGACACUCCACUGCCAAUGGGCAAGUAUUAUCCAUCUAACUAUGAGAGCCGGGGAAGCCAGGAUCCGACGAGAAUAGGCCCAUCUGCGCCUCAUACUCGGGCAUCAUCCACGAGGUCUGGAGGCCACAUCCCGACUCGUGAGGGUUUUAGGUCCUCGAGACAAGAUUCUGAGGUCCGCCGCAAGCUUCAGCAAUACCAACGAGACAUGAUCGCGCAAGCGAGGUUGGCUGCGAGCGAAGUAUUGGGCGGCGCGGCUAGCCAGAGCACUGUAACCUCUAGUUCCACUGUGAAUUUGAAUGGGGUACCCUUGACAAGCCUGCACCACAUCGGAACGUCCGGCUCCCACAAACCAAUUUCUCCAAGACUCUUGCCCCUUGGAAGUCCUGGCCCCGUCACGCCCAUGAACCUCGAAGGCGAGGAUGUUGGUUAUCUGGAUGGGGGCCGCAAUGAUGAAAUUGCCCGUGUUUUGCGGGCAGAAGAGGAGCGUAUUCGUAGGGAAGGGGCGACAUCUCCGGCAGUCGAGACAGGUCCUCAGGCUUUUUAG